AUGGCCAACUAUCAGGCACCCGCGGCGGCUCGGGGGGGGGGGGGGGGCGGGCGCGUUCCGCUGCGGGCACACCUGGGCCCCCGCCCCGACUCCGCGCGGGGGCUCGGCUCGCUCCCACCCGCCCCGGCCGCCUACCUGGCCGGGCGCCGGGCCCGGAGCUCGUCCCCCUCGUGCAGCGCCUCACCGCGCACGGGCAGGCGAGCUCCCCGCGCCGCGCCCCUGCCGCUCGGCCGGUUCCGCCCGCCGCGCUCCGCGCAGAGCUACGGCGUCGCCAUGACGACAGGGCGGUGGCUGCGGGUGCGGCGCGAGGUGGGAGGUGCGGCGCGGGUUACUGGGGGCAGGGGGCGCCGGAAGUGCCCCCGCGCGUCCCCGCACGCGGGGCAGGGCCCCGCGCCCACUAGUGCCCCGCUCUCGGGACCGGCCCCCGCCGGAUCCCGGGGCCAGACCUUGACGCCGCGCAAAGGGAGAUGCGGCGCGGCGCGCUGAGGGGCGACAGCCGCGGCCACCGCGACCCCGGCCUUCUGGACCCGAGCUCGGGUAACCUUCGAAAUCCGGGCCUCGCGACCCGGGGCGCGUUCAGGGGCGGAAGGAGGUCUGCGACCCGAGAUCACAAGUAGGCAGAGAGGC
Mustela erminea (ermine) is the source of this 627-nucleotide messenger RNA. Its product is annotated as translation initiation factor IF-2-like. The coding region runs from base 1 to 486 and encodes 161 amino acids. Lineage: Eukaryota; Metazoa; Chordata; Mammalia; Carnivora; Mustelidae. The transcript has 3 exons. The record is from RefSeq and is a predicted model, not a curated record.